Prosopis cineraria is the source of this 1415-nucleotide messenger RNA. RefSeq names its product E3 ubiquitin-protein ligase ATL6-like. The transcript is spliced from 2 exons. The record is from RefSeq and is a predicted model, not a curated record. Bases 129 to 1166 code for a protein of 345 amino acids. NCBI's taxonomy places the organism in Eukaryota, Viridiplantae, Streptophyta, Magnoliopsida, Fabales, Fabaceae.
CAAUUCACCGAAUCAGUAAUCAUAAAUUCAGAGCCGUCUUCUCCAAGAAAUUCUUCCGUUUCUCUUUUUGCUUAACAAUUAAAAUCAGUUCAAACGAGGCUGAUCAUUUUCAGAACUUCUGAAUCCAAAUGAUCGAAACCAGACGAUCUCACUACAGCGUACUUACAUGGUCUCACAGCUUACUCUUGCUCCUCCUAGCAACGAUGAACGUCUCCGGCGGCGCCGUUCCACAGUCAGCUACUGCACCAUCGCCGCUGCCGCUUUCGCCGGUGACUCCCGAUGGCAUCGACUUUGUGAUUUUUGUCAAGGCCACAGCCAUCGUGUGCGCUGUCCUCUUCAUCACCGUCUUUUCGGUCUACCUCAAUUACUGGACCGCGUUAGCGUUCGCCGGCCAGCACCAGUUGGGCGGUGGCCUUGACGGCGUAAAUUGGCGGUGUUCUUGCUCCCGAGGAAUCGACCGGGAAGUCCUGGACACAUUCCCGAUCCUCGUGUAUUCCACCAUCAAAAACCACAAGAUCGGAAAAGGAGAGCUCGAAUGCGCAGUGUGCUUGAGCGAGUUCGAAGACCACGAGACUCUCCGGUUGAUACCAAAAUGCAACCAUGUGUUUCACCCCGAGUGUAUCGAUGCCUGGUUAGCUUCUCAUGUGACUUGUCCCAUUUGCCGCGCAAAUCUGAAACCAGAUUCCGGCGAAGUAGCAGUCAGAAUGCCGACUCAGUUGAACGCUAAUGAAUUGAGCGUAGAGAGUGGAGGCAGAAGCAGGAGAGGUGAAGCGAGCGAAACACAGUAUCACCAAGUGGCGCGGGUACCAAACGACGUCGGUCCGAGCAGCAGCAACUCUUCAGGAACAGGUAGAGCCACCAUGGACGAAGCCAGAGCUAAGCAAAGUCGAGAUCAAAGAUCGAGAUGGAGAAUGUUCGAGAAGUUUCCGAGAUCCAACUCAACGGGGCAUUCGCUGGUGGAACAGCCUAGGACGAACAACGACACGGAGAGGUAUACGCUAAGGUUGCCAGAGGAGGUGCGGAGGUAUAUUCUGAUGAAUCACGCGGCCAUCGGGCAUUCGGUGAGCUACCAUGGGGUGAUGAAAGGGGUGGGUUGGAGCGACAGCGAAGGAAGCAGCAGAGGUAAAAGGAACAUGACGCCUGCAAGUGUUCAUCGCAAAGAUUAAGGUUUCUUCAUUGUCUUCUUGAUAAAAAGACACGCAACGUUGCGAACCACGAAAAACUUCUGGUUUGAAAUGGUGAGAUGCUGAGUUGGAAAGUAUCUUCACUGUUGGUUCUUUCAUAGCCUAUAUUUCUGAUAUUAUUAUAUCUAUUUUUUAUUAUUAGGCUUUUGUAUUUGUUGCAUAUUCUAGGUUCGGCUUGGUUGAUAGUUUGUAUUAUUUAUCCAAUUUUAAAUAUUUGAAUUUUGUUUUUAA